UACUGGUGCAGGUGACCUUCCAGACCUCGAUUUCCUAUGACGUGAUGAUAUGGUCUCGUGGUUAUAUGCGCGCGGAGCACUACCAUGAUGAGACGGUAGCGGAGGCUAGAGCAAUGGUAAAGGAGUUGGGGAACAAGAUAAGGGAGAUCGGGUCGUGCCAGGAUGAGGGCAAGCUGCGUAGGGUUGAGCUCAUGACGAAAGAGUUAGAGAGUUUGUUCAGGGAGGAUAGAGAGAUUAUCCAGGCGUGGAGAUCAGACUUUCUGGAGAGGGUAAAGGCUAGGAACCUAUCGCGCGAAGGAGCUAGGGAGAAGACUGCAGAGGACGUGACAACGGAGGAUAAGACCGGGACCGCAGGGCUCACGAGACAUAUGGGCAAGCUAGGAGACUGGAUGAUUACUCGCGUAGCCCUCUCUAUGCUGAUGGGGGUAGAGGCGACUCUCGAGGCCGGUGGGAGUCAAAUCAGGGCCGGUGAGACGGAUACAGGGAUGACAGAUAUGAGAGAUCGGACCGAGAUGGAUAUAGGGAUGACAGAUAUGAGAGGUCGGAUCGAGAUGGAUACAGUGGUGGCAGGUAUGAGAGAAGAGAUCGAGACGGAGACCGACGAGAUGACUCGCGCGGACGGUAUGACCGCGGGGGAUUCGCGAGGGCGCAGCGUGACGAUUCGCGGGGGUGGUACGACCGAGGAGAUCGACGUGAUGAGUCGCGCGGGCGAUAAGACCAUGGGGACCACCGGAAUGACUCACGAGGCCGAUAUGAGCAAGGAGGAUCCAGAGGAGACCGCCGCAAUGAUUCGUGCGGCCGGAAUGAGAGAGGGGGAUAUGGCGCGUCAUCGGAUCGGCAUACAAAGUCCCCUGACCCCAGAGCAGCGAGGGGUUCGGCCUCAAGGAGCGCAGACGACAGACCACCCACUCCCAGGAACUCUUGCGUCUACUGCAAUAGAUGAGGGACUUGUCGUGCUUGAUGACCGCAAGUACGUCAAGUGGGUAGAUGAUCCGGGAGACAUAUCGAUGUUCCCUUCGAUGAAGGAGAAUGUUGAAGCAAGGAGAGUAAAGCUGAGUAAAGGAAAGGAGCCGGUUAGGAGUCUGAGCAUCAAGAUAACAUUCGAAGGAGAUAUGACAACCACACCCAUAAGGGUGACAGCUACCAAGUCGGCGAGGGGGUCUACAUCGAGGAAGACCGAUACGGAUUACGUGAUGGCAGAGAAGGACGAACAACGGAUUGAUGAAGAGGAGGUUAUUCUUUCACCGCGAAAGCGGAGAGUGAAGAAGUUCUUGAUGAAGAGUUCGCUGGAUGAGAUUGACACGGUCGAGCCACUGAGACGGGCCCUUCGACAGCCCAUGCAGUGCUUUAUUCUGGAAUAUCUGGCAUCAUCCAAGCCGGCUCGCGACGAGUUACAGAUGAUCACGCGGAAGACUCGCAUACCUCUAUCAGAGGACGCUCAGAUGGCCCCUAAGGCGGAUGUUCCUACUGUAGCAGUAUCGGAGGUGACUGCUAGAGCAGAUCGCAUGGCGACAGUUCUUCUUGAUGGGAUGGAAGGUGUGCCUCCAGACAAGUUUUACAUGCUUGGUAGUGGGACCGUAGAGACGAUCCUAAACGAGGGAGCGGUUCUAGAUGUUGUGAUCGAUAACGGCAGUGAGGCUGUCAUUAUAGACGAGGAUCUAGCAGAGCGAGUUGGACUGAGACUUGAUAGGUCAUACCUAUUCGAGAUAGAGGCGGCUGAUGGGAGGAAGCAACAAAUCACAGGGGUUUGUCAUAAGGCAGCCAUAGAGGUCCAAGGGGUACGAGUGACCCUGCCAGUCUUUGCAGUUAAGAACUGCAGCUAUGACCUGCUCUUGGGACGGACGUGGUUGAGCCAUGUGCAUGUGGUGACGAUAGGGCGACCGGACGGGAGCCAGACACUGUCCAUCAAGAAGCUAGAUGGGGCGUGGAUUAUGAUUGAGACGGUGGAGCCUCGAGACCCGAGGAACAGAGCAUCUCUCGCUGUGGGUGCAAGACCCAGUGAUCGGAUUAAGUCAUUACCUAUCUCCAGCCGCGCGGUGCGAUUUCGCGAGAAGAAGUAUGGACCUCUACUCAUAGAAGAAGAAGGCAGGAUUGUAGAAGUGGAGGAUUUAGGGAGUCGACUGAUAGUGGACGACAACUCGUAUCCAAAGGAGGCAGAUGAGGAAUUUGGCGGCGUGAUAGCCAUGGUAGCCGUCCUCAAGGAGUUUAUUCCUGACAAGGUUGAAGUUUUUUUGGAUGACUUUCCUAUUAAAGGACCAGUAGAGAAAGAUGAGACAGAGGUUGUACCAGAAGUUAGGAAAUUCGUCGAGCAGCACCUAACCGAUAUUGGCGCGAUGCUUGAGCAGCUGGAUGAUGCAAAUUUGACAGUCAGCGGAACAAAGAGCCGGUGGGCCGUCUCGACUAUUAAGAUCUUAGGCUUUAUCUGCGACUCAAAAGGACGCCGAGCGGAUCCUGCAAAGCUAGACAAACUCUUAAAUUGGUCGUCGCCGUUGCAUAGUGCUACCGAGGUCCAUCAAUUUCUGGGAGUGGUUGGUUAUUGGCGGAUUUUCAUACGCAGGUAUGCGGAGAAGGUUGAGCCAUUGAGGGUACUUCUUCGGAAGACUGAGAAAUUAUACUGGGAUUCUUCUCAGGAACUCGCUAUGCAAGAGCUUAAAGAUGAAUUUAAGGAGGGAGGGCGCGUACUGGGCUUGCCAUUCUUUGAUGAUGAGGUUGGGAGACCCUUCAUAGUAUCCACGGAUGCUGGACCUUGUUCAGUUGGUGGGCUGCUGUCGCAGAAGGACGCUGAAGGGAAGGAAAAACCGUUAAGAUUUGAGAGUAGGACACUUAAUACGGCAGAGUGUAACUACAGUCAAUUCAAGAAGGAAGUGUUAGCUGUUCUGCGGUGUCUGGACACGUUCAGACACUAUAUCUACGGACGACGGUUCAUCCUACGAGUAGAUUCCACAGCGGUUGCCUCUGUCCUCCAGAAGGACUUCAGUCUGACGGAUUCGACCAUCGCACGAUGGUUAAUACAGAUUCGACUCUAUGACUAUAAAGUUGAAAGAAUAUCGGGUACUAAAAAUGCUGUGGCGGAUGAGCUUUCUCGGAUCCCUCUUGAGGUCGAGCGCCCAAUAGUAGCUGGGGCCCUGACAAUGGCGGAGCCUAGACGCGCCGAUCGAUUUAUGGUUAACCUUUACGAGGGCAAAUACCGAACGAUCGGGCUAUAUUUGUCAAGAGAGGAGAGUCAAGAUUCAGAUAUCCGGAGACAAGCGGCCCAGUACUGCCUUAGAGCGGGCCAUCUAUUCCGAAGACCAGUCGGGUCGGGGAUGCCCUUCCGAGUAGUCUGUGAUCCUGAAGAGGGACAAACGAUAGUUGUGGAGCUUCAUGACGGGGUAGUCGGAGGACAUAGAGGAGUCAAAGGAACCUACAAAAAGGUACGCAGGCUGUACUGGUGGGAAGGAUAGUACAAAGACGUCGAAAGAUACUGUAUAACCUGCGAAGAGU
Molecule: messenger RNA, 3483 nt
Organism: Chara braunii
Lineage: Eukaryota; Viridiplantae; Streptophyta; Charophyceae; Charales; Characeae
Source: the annotation of a GenBank genome assembly